Messenger RNA from Pseudophryne corroboree (corroboree frog), 2091 nucleotides. RefSeq names its product vomeronasal type-2 receptor 26-like. The record is from RefSeq and is a predicted model, not a curated record. Bases 1 to 2091 code for a protein of 696 amino acids. Gene Ontology annotation, cellular component: plasma membrane. Gene Ontology annotation, biological process: G protein-coupled receptor signaling pathway. The transcript has 5 exons. Lineage: Eukaryota; Metazoa; Chordata; Amphibia; Anura; Myobatrachidae. Gene Ontology annotation, molecular function: G protein-coupled receptor activity.
AUGGCGCAGUUAAUGAGCCUGUACCAGUACCCACAGAUCAAUUAUGGAACCACCAACCCUGCCCUAAAUGACAGACAGUUAUAUCCAAACUUUUACCGGAUUGUCCCAGAUGAUCAGGACCGUUAUACAGCUGUUGUUAGGUGUCUGCUACAUUAUGGAUGGAACUGGGUUGGAGUCAUUACACCAGGUGAUGGUAGCGGGGAGAUGGAAUUACAGGUGCAGAGAACAAUGAUGGUAAAACAUGGGAUCUGCAUUGAGUUCACCAUUAAACUAACUAAUGAUGACAACAUUAACAGAAGGAAAAUGACAGAGAUUGAGAAGCAAACUGCUAGAGUUAUAGUAAUUUGUGGCCUAUUCUCCAUGAAUUUCAGAAUGUUUUUUGAUAUAUCCGAAAAUUUAAAUGAAAAUAUCACUGUUAUUCUGCAUGAAUCAGGGACUGAUAUUAAAUAUUUGGAACACACCAUCUUUCGAGCAGUAAAUUGUAGCUUAAUUUUCACAAUGUCCCCUAAAAAGAUGCCCAACAUUAACAAGUUUAUUAACAACAUUAAUCCGUCUACUCAUCCAAAUGAUCCACUAGUGGAAGAUAUCUGGCUCUGGCUUUUCAAUUGUCUUUCCUCAAAUACAGUAAAAAAUAUUUUUUAUCAAUUUUUAUAUACAUUUUCUGGAGUGAACUGUACUGGCAUGAGUCAUAUUUUACCAUCCUAUCAUGGUAUGAAGAAAACAAAGCCUUAUUAUUCCUAUGUGGCAGUAUAUGCUCUGGCCCAUGCUGUGCAGAAGAUGAAACAGUGGAGGAGUAGAACUGAGAUGUCUGGAAGAAGACAAAUACGACACUACAUGAAAAAUCUCCAUUACACAGAUCCCACUGGAGAAGAGAUGAUAUUUAAUGAGAGGGGAGAUCUGCCGUCUAAGUGGGCUUUAGCAAACUGGGUCAUACACAAAACUGGCCCUUUAUAUGAGUUUGAUGUAAAACACGUGACCACUUUUGAAGAUGACCAGGUUUACCAACUGGAACCAGGAAAAAUCACAUGGAAAAGAGGCACGAUCCCCAAAUCUCGGUGCAAUGACAGAUGUCCUCCUGGAUACAGAAAAGCCUCUAAUGGAGGAUUCCAUGUCUGCUGUUAUGACUGCAUCCCGUGUUCUGAGGGGGAAAUGUCCAAUGUUACAGACAGUGAGACCUGCCAUAGAUGUCCUGAUGAAGAGUGGCCGGAUGAGAGAAAAGCGAGAUGUCUUCCCAAAACAUACGACUUUCUGUCCUAUAAACAGGACAUUGUGGCCAUAAUCUCCUCAGUAACAGCUUCAUCUUUCUCUGCCAUAACAUUAUUAAUAUUAGGGUACUUUAUUUAUUACUGGAACACUCCAAUUGUGAAAGCCAAUAAUCGGGCACUGAGCUUCAUUCUCCUGGUCUCCAUCUUGCUGAGCUUCCUCUGUGUGUUUUUUUUCCUCGGUCGGCCAGUGGAUAUAACCUGUAGGCUGAGACAGGCAUCAUUUGGGAUCUUCUUCUCCACAGCUGUCUCUUCUGUACUGGCCAAGACUGUCACUGUCUGCAUUGCUUUCAAAGCCACCAAACCUGGCAGUCCCUGGAGGAAGUGGGUCACAUUCAAAGUAUCAAAUUAUGUGGUCAUUGUGGGCUCCUCUGUCCAAGCUCUGAUUUGUGGUAUCUGGUUGUCUGUUUCUCCUCCCUACCAGGAGUUUGACCAUCACUCCUAUAAGGGAAUAAUCAUCAUUCAGUGUAAUGAGGGGUCAGUGAUUGGGUUUUACUCUAUGUUGGGUUACAUGGGGAUCUUGGUGGCUGUGAGCUUUGUUCUGGCUUUCAUGGUGAGGACAUUACCAGACAGCUUUAAUGAGGCCAAGUACAUCACCUUCAGUAUGCUGGUGUUCUGCAGUGUCUGGAUUGCAAUGAUCCCAGCCUAUCUGAGCACCAAAGGAAAAUACAUGGUGGCUGUAAAGAUAUUCGCCAUACUGGCCUCAUGUGCUGGAGUUCUGGGCUGUAUAUUUUUUCCUAAACUCUACAUUCUGCUUUUCAGAACUGAAUUGAAUUCCAGAAAAAGUAUGCUGGGAAAGACCAAACCUAAGGAAUUAUAUAUGCAUUAG